Messenger RNA from Malassezia restricta, 1662 nucleotides. Its product is annotated as microtubule binding protein HOOK3. The coding region runs from base 1 to 1662 and encodes 553 amino acids. The record is from RefSeq and is a predicted model, not a curated record. The transcript is spliced from 3 exons. Lineage: Eukaryota; Fungi; Basidiomycota; Malasseziomycetes; Malasseziales; Malasseziaceae.
AUGAGCAUGCCGAGCGAGGCAGAGGCACUCACAGCUUUCAUUCACUGGGUGCAGACUAUAUGUGUUGGUCGACACAUCAAGGAUGUGAACGCCUUAUGCGAUGGCUCAGCAUUGUUCGAAGUGCUGCAGGGCGUGGAUGACGUGCAUUUUCUACCGCCGCGUUCCUCCAGUCUCGAAACUUUGCACAGAAGAGUGGUCUCGUUCUGCACACAGGAACUUCAUAUUCCAGAAGAAGUCUUGCCCGUCAUUGACAUCAAAGAGGCUUCUAAGGAGCGGUCGCCGUCCAAGUCCGAUCUGCUCAAGCUUCUUCGUCUUGUUCUGGUCAUUGUGCUCAAAAGUGACCAUAACGACGAACAAGUGAAUGCUAUGCAGACCUUGUCACUCGAUGAACAACUCAUCAUGAAGCAGGUGGUCGAGGACGUGCUGUCCGACUAUACCAGCUCCGAUACGACACCACCCACUACGAAGGAGCCGAUCGAUGGCGGUGCAAAUCGCGAAGAAGUCAUCACGUUGCGUCGCGAUGUAGAGCUAGGAAAACAGCGCUUAUCCGAUUGCCAAGAUCAGCUUGCACAUACCGAAUCACAUGUGGAUCGUGUCACAACUGAGAACAAAGAGCUGUUGUCGCAACUUUCCGCGCUGCGUCAAAUCCAGCAUGAACGCGAUGCCCUACGUGACCAGCUUGACGAGGCGAAACCGAUGCUCGAGGCAUACAAGAAGCAGGAGCGCUCGCUCAGCAAAGUUCGGGAACGCGCGGAAGAGGCUACUGAAUUGAAGCGCUCCGUCAAAGAGCUGGAGAAACAAAUCGCGGAACUCAUGGAGCAGUCGUCAGAGGCCGCUGAUCGCUCCGCUUCUCAGCUCGCUGAGCAGCACCGAUCUGUCACUCUCAAAUCUGACCGCAAAUAUACCGAGCUUGUCGAGGAACAUACCCAGCUUGCCCACGAACAUGAAGAACUCAAGAUGCAGCUAGAAAAACUCAUGGAGGAGCGCCGACAAGAUCAGACCCAGAUGCACAGUCUACUUGAGCGCGUGCGUACUCUGGAAGUGGAUACACCCCAUGAUGACUUGGCUCCAUCCCUUGAUCUAGAAACGCAGCAGCAAGAAUUCGAGUCGAUGUCGCCCUUGGAGGACGAUCCCAUGUCAUCGACAGAUGUGACUGUGAUGAUGGAUGCUGUCAAAGCAGAUGUAACAGCGCUUCGAAAUAAUCUGACCUCCAAGCACGCCGAAGCCGAAAAUUUACUCAGGAAGCUCGAGAAAAAAGCACCAAAGGAGGCAGGAAAGACCAGUACAAAAGACAUAAAGAAUAUCGGCGACUUACUCACGGAUUCAUUCCGCCACGAAGACCUUAUCAUGCAACGACUUCAGCGGUGCUGGGACCAUGUAAAUAAACAUAUGCAGCAACGUGUGCUAAGCUCGCCUGUUUUGACAGAUGUUGAGCGUGAACGUGAUGCUUUACGUCAGGAACAACGGCUCAUGGCUUCAGCAUACCAUCAGCUAAGCCAGCGACUCUACCGUGAAGUCAGUUGGCAACACGUCAUACCACCCGUCCCAGUCGACUCAGACGAUCGAGUGCCAGAAGUUCCGCGGGUAUCUGGUAGUGGUCUAUCUUGGAUUGCCCAGCAGCGCAACGCCGUGUCGGGAGCGCUAGGCUUUACGUCCAAGUAG